Vespa mandarinia (Asian giant hornet) is the source of this 1576-nucleotide messenger RNA. RefSeq names its product MARVEL domain-containing protein sing (gene sing). NCBI's taxonomy places the organism in Eukaryota, Metazoa, Arthropoda, Insecta, Hymenoptera, Vespidae. The record is from RefSeq and is a predicted model, not a curated record. Gene Ontology annotation, cellular component: membrane.
UACGUUAACGCUAAGCUAUAUUGGUGUGUUAGUAAACAAGGGCUUCUUCUGACGUCAUGAAAAGCAAUUGGACCACGAGCAGAGCGAAUGUGUUCACGUGACUCUCGCGAAGGAUAAAUACGUUUAUAUAAUACGCGGCAGUGAUCUGCCAGAUGUACAUCGUGGCGGAAGUCCUUCGACCGUUUAAUAUUUUCCCUUAUUUAUUAUAUUACUCGCGUUUUUGAGCUUAAUAUAUACACAUAUUUAUCAUUCAGUCAUAUACUUAUCUUAUUCAUAGGAUACAUUGUUCUACUAAUUAUCGAUACAAUACAUUUAAUUGGAGCGAAGAUUUAUAUAUAUAUACAUAUGUAGGAGACCUUUAUAUGUAUCUUUACGAAGGAAUACAUGAUUUAAUUAUUUUAACUCAAGGAUCAUGGAUAAAAAUUCUACUGGGCCAAUAAUCAGGAUGUCAUCAUCCGGAACUCAUGGAGCCGGAGGUAUCGAAUGUUGUUGCUGUAGAUGUUGCACCUGCAUACACAUCGAGUUCCUUAAAACUUUGCCGGGAGUCGUAAAAGUCUUCGAAACGGUAAUUAGCGGACUCAUUCAGAGUUUGUUAGUCAAUUACGGUCUAAGGUAUAGUACGUCCAUUGGAUCUGCCUUUGAGGGAUCUUUGACGACGUCCUCGGCCUGCUUUUUGAUAUCUACCGUUUUGUUGAUCUGCUAUGUAGUCUCAGAAAAAUCUUACAGACUUAUCCGUUCAUCACUUUUCGAAAUGAUGUUCAAUGCAUUGGCAAGCUUUUUGUACAUGAGUUCUGCCUCUUAUCUCGCCUUUUCAACAAAGUUAUUUCUCUUGCCUGAGUAUUAUCUAAAGCCAGGAUUUGAUGUUUAUCCUGCUAUGACAGCAGCUUACAUUAUGAGCGGAGUCGUUGGAGUAUUACACGGAUUUGAUGCAUAUUUCUCCUUCAUUUAUUAUAAAACUGGCAGAUAGAUUUAAAUGUUAAUAGGACCGAAUUUGAUAAUAUCGCAGAUCGGAACAUUUCAAUGUUGCACCUAAACGUAUUGAUUAGAAUUCAAUCCAUAGAUAUUUAAUUAUAAAUAACAUCAAAACGUUUAGGCGUUAACGUUAAAACAUCUCAUUAUGUAUGAUCAAGGUAUAGGAAAGAUCCUUUAGCCGGGGAUGACGAUUGAAAAUGAUGAGCGUUUAAAGAAUCAAGAAAAAUUUCACAAUUCCGACGAAUUUUCGUAUCCUCUCGUCGAUGGAAGAGGGCCGGUUUCGUUGUCGCAGGAAAUUGAUCGUAAAGUGGUACGAACAGUUUAUUUCAGAGCUAUUGAAAGUGAAAUAAAUUGUUUAAGUGCUCGGGCCCGGUGUCUCGAAGCGAGAGAAGGCAGGCGCGAAUGUGCUGGCCUGUCUAGCUGGCCAUCUAGACGUUCUCUUUGCUUAUUCAUUGCUCACAGCUCACCAAAACGGUGAAAUUUUGCUCGCACAUGAAAGGAAAAGAGAAAAAGAAGAAGGUACAGACAGUAUAGAUAGAUAGAUAGCUAGUUAGAUAGAUAGAUAGAUAGAUAGACAGAUAGAGAGAGAGAGAGAGAGAGAAAG